Phymastichus coffea is the source of this 2385-nucleotide messenger RNA. RefSeq lists its product as uncharacterized. Gene Ontology annotation, molecular function: RNA-DNA hybrid ribonuclease activity; nucleic acid binding. NCBI's taxonomy places the organism in Eukaryota, Metazoa, Arthropoda, Insecta, Hymenoptera, Eulophidae. The coding region runs from base 1 to 2385 and encodes 794 amino acids. The transcript is spliced from 3 exons. The record is from RefSeq and is a predicted model, not a curated record.
AUGGACCCACGGCUCAGAUAUGACGUUGAGCCGAUGCUUAAUGAAAACUACGGGCUUACAAUAGUGUACAUGGAUCCAAACAGGAAAGCGGAAGCAAUGUGGCUCGCUUGCCAAUAUGGAUCUUUGGAGAAGAUAGUCGACGUGGCGAUUCCCGAGAAAUUCAGGGAAAGCCUAGGAUGCACGGUUUUUUUCUAUAUGGACCCCAUUCAUGCCCAGGUGGCAAUCGAGCAGUUGUUCAACAAUCGAAAACCGUUUUCCAAGGAAGUUCUGGGAUUGGAAGAGGAAUUACCGACUUAUUAUCAGUUUGAGAAGGCAAUAUUUGACGGCAACGACCUCUCGGAAGCCGCCAAUGAACCAGACUCAUCUGAUGAAGAGGACGGGCAAAAUACCGGCCUGAUUUUCAAAUUUUUAAAUCUUCUCAAUUUAACUCUUAGCAUAGAAGAUGCAUUUAGCGAAAGAAAAGACCUACUUGCUGCUUUUCUUGACAUCGACGGCGCGUUUGACAACGUAAUUAUCGACAUCCUACUGCGAGAACUUUCCACCAUUGGUUGUCCUUCAGAAUUCGUCAAACUUGUUAAUUUUAUCUCCUCAAAUAGACAAAUUUAUACUGAACUAACAGGAAAUAAACCGAGAAUUGUUAAUAAGGGAGUUGCCCAAGGAGGCGUGCUUAGUCCGCUGUUAUUCUGUAUUUAUAUAGCUAAAAUAAUAAACAAUGUACCCAAAAGCGUCACUGUUUCUAAAUUUGCUGACGAUUUAGCAGUCUAUUGUAAAAGGCUUCCCCUCCAGACUUGCAAAAGGUUGAUUGAAAAAGCUGUUGGAAUUAUAUACCAAAAUUUGCGCAACCUUGGGCUUGAUCUUUCACCAAGCAAAACAGUUCUUAUGCAUUUCAACAAUCGACAUGUAAAACCUGGCCUAACCGAAAUAAAAAUUAAAGAUACGAUCAUAAAAUCUUCUGAGUCUACUCGCUUCCUUGGAAUAAUCCUGGAUUACCAACUAAACUUCAAAAAUCACAUUAAACAAAUUCACAAGAAAGCAUCAAUGGCUUUAAACAUCAUCAAGUUUUUGCGAGGUACCUGGUGGGGAGCGCAGCCUGGUACAUUACUAACUCUGUAUAAAAGUUUUAUUCGCGCUAUUAUCGAUUAUGGAUGUCUUGUAUACUAUCCCACGCAGGCAAAACUCACCAAUGUUUUAGAAAAAAUACAGUACUCAGCUAUCAGACUAUCACUCGGCUACAGAAUCAGUACCCCAACAAACAUCUUACUCUCUGAAUCUAAAUUAGUCACAAUCGAAAAUAGGACCAAGUAUCUUUGCCUUAACUACCUCUAUAAGAUCAUGUCAAAUAAAAAUUUCAAAGUCUUUUCAAGCUUCCACUUCGGCUUGUAUGAAUAUGAUUAUUAUACCCUUAUCGAUGAUCUCGAUAUUAACAUUGAAUUUGGAAAAACUCUGGAUAAAUCCAAAGAUCCCAACUCUGAGCUUGAGAAGCUGAAAAACGAACGAAAUCCAUUCUUCAUAUUUACAGAUGGAAGUAAGUCAGACAAUUCAAACUCGGUAGGAUGUGCCUGUAUUAGCGAAGAUCUAAACAUUGAAAUAGUCAAAAGUGUCGACAAAAGAGCAUCCAUAUUUACGGCCGAGUCCAUCGCUCUACUAGAAGCAAUGAAACUUGGCCGUCGAUAUCCUACGAGAGAUGUAUACAUCUUUACUGAUUCCCUCAGCGCCCUGCUAGCACUUAAAAAUGUCAAAUUCGACAUCAAAACUAAUCCAUAUAUUUUAGAAACACGCAAAAUAGCUCUUGACUUCAAGCUAAAGAGCCCAACCAAUUCUGCACUCAAAUUUUUCUGGAUUCGUUUGCACACCGGAUUAAAUGGCAACAAAAACGCUGACCUAGCGGCCAAAAAUGUCUCUAUGUCUGCUCCCUCCGACUUUGUGAAAAUCCCUUAUACUGAUCUGCGCCAAUUGUUCAAGAAAGAAGCAAUAGUCAAUACUCGGGAAUUUUUAUGCACUGAAGGAAACAAUAAAGGAAUCAACUUUUUCCAAAACUUCCAUAAUGAAAAAGACAAACCAUGGUUUGCACAUGUUAAUCUCCCUCGAGCAAUUAUCACAACCAUCAACUGCUGCAGAUCAGGACACUACAAUCUAGCAUAUUCUUUAGGGAGAAUUGGUAUAAAAAGCUCUACCGAUUGCGAAUGUGGUCAUCCGAUACAAGAUUUAGACCAUAUACUUUGGCAAUGUCCAGUAUAUGAUCAACAACGCUCACAAUUCAUAAAAGAUCUGCGAAAACAAAAAAUGUUUCUUCCCAUGAAUAGCGUAACUUUGUUAGUCAAUCCGACUGCCGAUCUGUGUACUAGCGUUUACAAUUUCGUCUCUAACUGUAAGCUCCAAUUAUAA